Molecule: messenger RNA, 1036 nt
Organism: Theobroma cacao (cacao)
Lineage: Eukaryota; Viridiplantae; Streptophyta; Magnoliopsida; Malvales; Malvaceae
Source: RefSeq, a predicted model, not a curated record
UUGCAUUUGCUAUGUGCUUCAAGCUUUACUUGUCUUACAUCCUUAAGUUUAAAAAACGUGGACUUGACUACUUUUUAACUCAAUGUCCAUCGCUUGAGGUUUUGAGACUGGUGGGAGUCACUUCUCUAACAAGGUUUGUAGCUUCUGAUGCAUCAGCCAACCUGAAAUGCUUGGAGCUAAGAAACUGCCAUUCCCUGAAGAAGGUUGAAAUUUAUGCUGUCAAUCUCGUGUCAUUGUUUUACAAUGGAAGCGAUGGUGUCCCUGUUACUUUGAAUCUACCCCAUCUCGUGGAGCUAUUAGUUGGAGGAAACUAUUUACGUCAAAUUUAUCACCUUUCGCAGCUCCAAAUCAUUCUCUCACAGUUGGAGUCUCUUAGUUUCGAUGUGUCAGGAGCUAAAACUUUUCAAAAUGGGAUUUUUUCCCAGGCUUGGCCGUUCCUUAAGAACAUUCCCACACUGAGUAAUCUCAAGCAUUUGGAAUUGGAGAGCGGAAUUACAGGUGUUUCCCAUUCUUUCCUUCCUUUCACUUCACUGCUAACAGCGGCUCCUUUGUUACAUACAUUUACGCUCAAGAUUAUGUACUGCGUAGAUUGGCCAUCCAGGGACUCAUCACAGACUACGUUCUGCUCAAAUUGCUCAUUCAGGGAGUUAUCAAAGAUCUCAUUGGAAAAUCCUCAUCCAAGCUUUAAAGUUGUGAAACUGUAUGGGUUUGUCAGGGUUCCAGCUGUGAUGGAGUUGGUUUUCCACUUGCUCUGCUUGAGAAGUUAAUGAUUGAUCCUUGCCCGCCAUAUUACCUCGACAACAGAGAUGAGUCUAGGUUUAGAGAAUCAUGGGAUUACAAAUCUGCUAAGCUGCAGGCUAUGGAGCUGCAAGCAAAGAUACCUCCAGGAAUUGAAUUUAUAGUGGCAUAAGAUAAUACUGAGAUAUUGUUACUGGAAAUAUUGGAAGCAAUUUGUUUUUACUUGUUUCUAUGUUAAUUUCUUUUCAUAUGCUAUGGAUAAUAAACAGUGUACCCAGGCUCGAUGAACACCCCUCAA